Cydia amplana is the source of this 1040-nucleotide messenger RNA. Its product is annotated as PIH1 domain-containing protein 1-like. The record is from RefSeq and is a predicted model, not a curated record. Gene Ontology annotation, cellular component: ribonucleoprotein complex; R2TP complex; cytoplasm. NCBI's taxonomy places the organism in Eukaryota, Metazoa, Arthropoda, Insecta, Lepidoptera, Tortricidae. The transcript is spliced from 5 exons. The coding region runs from base 55 to 960 and encodes 301 amino acids. Gene Ontology annotation, biological process: box C/D snoRNP assembly; rRNA processing.
UUUCAUUUUGUUUUUUCGAAUAAACUAGUUUCCAUAGGAACAACAGAAAACAAAAUGUCUAAAAAUUCCAUAACUUUAGAUGUGGACUUUACGAUAAUGGAGAAUAAUAUGAGAAUUAUAAAGGAAAAUCCUGUUGAAGAUGAGUUCAAUAGACUUUUGGCUACUAUAGACCCUGUGCCAGCGAAAAUCGUGAAGCCGAGGCCAGGAUUCUGUGUUAAAACUUUUACAAAGCCAGACAACAAAAAAGUGUUUGUGAACAUCUGUCUUACUGAAGCUAUUCCGUCCCCUAGAGAUAUUACAAAUGAUGAGCUAAUGCAAAUUCUCAGUUCCGAGGACCCUUCAUCGUAUAGGGUGCCCAUGAGCAUUGGUGAGGGGCGAACUGUGCCAGACAAAUCCGGUGCCCCAGCAACUGUAUAUGAUGUUGCUAUAAACCCAGAGUUCUUUAAAAAGAUAGAGAAAGAUGAUUUAUUCCAAACAUUUUUCCUCACUGUUGUGUUUGAGGGUCUUCAAGAUAAGUAUCAGUUUGAAAUUGAGAUGCACAAAUUCACUGUAUUAAAGAAUAGAAAAUCUAUAGGUACACUGCAGUCUCAUAGAAUACAAGUAAGAGAUGUGAAGCAUUGUGAGGAGACAGUGAAGCCUCUCAUUGAGGAAAUUAGUGAGAAACCGAGCCGUAAGGUGACUGAGGUGCCAACAAUUAAGAAAGAAAUAGUUUACAGACUAAGAAGAGAACCACCAACUGGUCAGAUUGAGUACUUGCUAGCAGAGUUUAAAAUACCCUCAUCAGUGGAAUUGAAGGACUUGAAUCUAGAAGUGGGAGAAGAUCGGCUGGUUCUGGACUCCAAGGGAAUGUAUGAUCAGGUAGACUUCUUCCUGCCUUGCAGUGUAGACCAUGAUAUCAUCGAUGCCACACUCAACAGGAAUAACGAUAUGCUGUUUGUAAAAAUGCCGAUUAUCCAUUAAAAUAAAUAUCUAUGGCCUGAAAAAGUACUAAAGGAAUGUUAUUAUUAUAAAUAUAUCAAUAAAAAAUCAUAAUUUAAUAA